Molecule: messenger RNA, 13489 nt
Organism: Lucilia sericata (common green bottle fly)
Lineage: Eukaryota; Metazoa; Arthropoda; Insecta; Diptera; Calliphoridae
Gene: cora
Product: protein 4.1 homolog
Exons: 16
Coding region: 682-8364 (2560 amino acids)
Cellular component (GO): plasma membrane; cytoskeleton
Molecular function (GO): actin binding; structural molecule activity
Source: RefSeq, a predicted model, not a curated record
ACUGUAGAAAUAUGACGAGUUUUCAAAACCAAACAGUUCGAGUAUCUUAGUCGUGGCGUGCGUUUGUUUAACAAAAAACCUAAGCGAAUAAAAAAAUUUACAAGCACAAAUUGCUUUUUUCAACUAAAAAAGUAAAGAAAAAUAUUUAUCUUAAAGAAAAAGAAAUAAAUAUAAAUUAACAACAAAAGAAAAAAGUUUUUUACCAAGAAUUUGUGUGGAAAAAUUAAAGAAAAUACAAAUUAAAGAAAAAUACCUUAAAAAAGAAGAAAAAUAUAUUAACGAACGAACCCAAAACGAAAACAACUUUCUUUCACAAAUUAUUACAACAAGAAAAAAAAGAGAAAAAUCCAACAACAAAAUCAACAAGAUAAUUGGAAUAUACAACUAAAACAACAACAAUACAUACAACUCUUUGAACUUUGUGAAAAUAACAACAAAAUUAAGCAUUUAUUUAAAAUUGAAAAACAACAAUAAUUUAGCAACUACACAACAACAACCACAUCUAGACAACAUCUUGAAAACGACUAAAAUAUUAUUUAAAAUCUUCAAAAAUUUUUACUACAUGAACUGCAUAGAAAAACCAGAAUAAAACAUUUAUAAUCUUAAAUUUAAUUUAAUAAAAUUACAAAAUUUUAAUUGUAUUAACAACUUAAAGGAGUAUUAAACAGAGAAGUAAUCAAAAUGCCGGCGGAAACUAAAACAGCAGCCGCCGCAGAAACGGAAACCCCCACAAAGGGUAAAAAAUCACCCGUCAAUAAUUCGAAGGCGGCUUUGGCUCGUAUUACCUUAUUGGAUGGUUCCAUUUUGGAUGUAACCAUUGAUCGCAAAGCCAAGGGCCGUGAUUUACUAAAUUCCAUUUGUGCUGGUCUUAAUAUCUUGGAGAAAGACUAUUUUGGUCUCACCUAUGAAACACCCACAGAUCCUAGAAAUUGGUUGGAUUUGGAGAAACCAGUAUCAAAAUUUUUCCGUACUGAUCCCUGGACUUUGAAUUUUGCUGUGAAGUUUUAUCCUCCUGAGCCUUCGCAAUUGCAAGAGGACAUCACCCGUUAUCAUUUGUGUCUACAAGUACGCAAUGAUAUAUUGGAGGGCCGUUUGCCCUGUACUUUCGUUACCCAUGCUUUGUUGGGCUCGUAUUUGGUGCAAUCUGAAAUGGGCGAUUAUGAUCCCAAGGAUAUGCCCAAUCGUAAUUAUUUGAAGGAUUUCAAAAUUGCUCCCAAUCAGAGUACCGAAUUGGAGGAUAAAGUUAUGGAUUUACAUAAGACACACAAGGGCCAAUCACCAGCCGAAGCUGAAUUACAUUAUUUGGAAAAUGCCAAGAAAUUGGCCAUGUAUGGUGUGGAUUUACAUCCCGCAAAGGAUUCCGAAGGCGUAGACAUCAUGUUGGGCGUUUGUGCCUCCGGUUUAUUGGUGUACAGAGACAAAUUACGCAUCAAUCGUUUUGCUUGGCCCAAAAUCUUGAAAAUCUCCUAUAAGCGUCAUCAUUUCUAUAUCAAAAUACGUCCCGGUGAGUUUGAACAGCAUGAGGUGACCAUUGGCUUUAAGUUAGCCAAUCAUAGAGCAGCGAAAAAGCUUUGGAAGUCAUGUGUCGAACAUCAUACCUUCUUCCGUUUGAUGACACCUGAACCACCAAACAAAUCUACACUAUUUCCACGUUUUGGUUCGAAAUACCGUUACUCGGGACGUACCAUGUAUGAGAGUCGCAAGAAUCCGGUAGAUCGUGAGGCUCCUAAAUUCGAUAGAAGUUUGUCAGGCAGACGUUUGACUUCUAGGUCUAUGGAUGCCUUGGCCUUAGCCGAAAAGGAAAAGGAUUCACAGAAACGUCAUACCAUGGGUCAUCCUCCUGAGCAUAUACCCGAUUUGGAUUCACCACGCAGUCGCAGUCCUUUGAAAAAGGAUAAGAAGGAUAAGGCUGAAAAGGAUAAGAAACAAAAGGAAAAGGAGGAGAAGGAACGCAAAGAAAAGGAAAAGAAAGAAAAGGAGAAGAAAGAAAAAGAAGCCAAGGAAAAGGCUGCUAAAGACAAGGCUGCCGGUGGCAUGAAUGGUAACGAUGAUUUGAAUGAUUCACAAAAAUCGGAUAAAUCUGGCAGACGUGGAGUUGGUUUAUUCUCUUCGGGUCGCAAGAGCAAGAGUGGUUCACCAUCUAAGGAUGCUAAGGAUAAGAAAAAAUCCGAUAGACCUAAUGAACUCGAGUUGGUGGCUGCUGGUACUGGUGAUCACAAUAAUGCCAGUGCUCCCGGUCACACUAAACCCUACGAGUACACAGAUGCUGAUGGUGACACUAGUCCCACGCGCAAAUCUUACAUUCCAGGCGGUUUCCGUUAUGAUCAAGAUCCUGAUGGCAGCAAACGUGGCCAGGAUGGUCAAGAACAAUUGUCGCCUGGUUCGCAACAAAAGAAAAUUGGUUUGGCUUUCAAUUAUGCUCCCGGCAAUGAAGAGGAUUUGAAGAAACAAGCCGAAAAACUUAAAUCGGGUCAAUUGUCACCACGUACCCGUGAUAAACUUAACAAGGGUCAAUUGUCGCCCCGAACAAAGGCGAAAUUAUUAAAGGAAGCCAAUCUUUCGCCCGCUACCAAAGCCAAGUUGCAAGGCAGUGCUGUAGAUGCUGCUGCCAUUCCUUUAAGUGAUGCCCAAAAGAGAUCCUAUUCUCCCUCUAAGAGUCCCACACAAGGUUAUGCUUCUGGUGCUCCUGGCAGCUAUAAACCUUUGGUGGAUCCCACCUCAGCAUUUUUGGAUUCCGAAAGAUAUAACAAGGAGCCCGCCUAUACUGGUUUGGUGAAACCUAAAAAUCAAGUUAAAGUAAUGGUCAUUACCGGUAAAAUUGAUCCCAAAACCAAGAAAAUCGAUGCUGAAAAUGGUUUUGUUGAACACUCGGCUGGCACUUUGGAUGCUGCUACUGGUUUAAUUGAUACCAAAUAUGGUUUAAUUGAUCCCAAAAAGGGUACUUUGACUGUGACAAACUCCAGCUCGGGCAAAAAGGAAACCCACAAAGGUGACAUAGAUCCUCAAACUGGCAAUAUACAUUUGUUGCAUGGCGUAGUGGAUCCCAGAACUGGUAUGGCCGACAAUACAUUGGGACAAAUUAUUGCCUUUGCUCCUCAAGUGGUUAAGAUUACCGCCAUCACCUCUAAAUAUGAUCCUCAAACACGUAAAAUUGAUGUUGAAAAUGGUUUUGUUGAUCAUUCAACCGGCACCUUGGAUCCUGCUACUGGUUUAAUUGAUUCCAAAUAUGGUUUAAUUGAUCCCAAGAAGGGUACUUUGGUGGCAGUUAAUCCUAAGUCGGGCAAAAAGGAAACCCAUCAAGGUGAGGUUGAUUCCCAAACUGGCAAUAUCCAUUUGUUAAGUGGUGUUGUUGAUCCUAAAACCGGUCAGGUCGAUAACUCUUUGGGUCAGAUUCUAGCCAUUACUCCUUUGGAAGAUUCACCCAAAAAGGUUAAUGUUAAGCUUACCGUUACCACAGCCAAGUUUGAUCCUAAAUCGAAGAAAAUUGAUGCUGCCCAUGGCAAGGUGGAUCAUUCUACUGGCAGCUUAGAUCCUGCUACUGGUUUAAUUGACUCCAAAUAUGGUUUGAUUGAUCCUAAAAAGGCUACUUUGGUGGCUUUGAAUCCCAAGAAUGGUAAAAAGGAAACCUAUCAAGGUGAAAUUGAUCCUUUGACAGGUGACAUACAUUUGAUUAAUGGUGUGGCUGAUCCUAAAACUGGUCGUUUGGACAAUUCUUUGGGACAAAUUAUUGCCGUUUCGCCCAGUGGUGAACCGGUUAAGGUUACUGUCAUUACUUCCCGCAUUGAUCCCAGAACUAAUACCAUCGAUGCUGAUCAUGGUUCUGUAGAUCAAUCUACUGGUACCUACGAUCCCUCUACCGGUGUUGUUGACUCCAAAUAUGGUUUGCUUGAUUUUAAGAAUGGCACUGUUUCAACUCUCAAUCCCUUGACCGGCAAACAGGAAACAUAUCAAGGAGAAUAUGAUCCCAGAACUGGUCAUAUUAAUCUAUUGAAUGGUGUCACCGAUCCCAAGACUGGUCGUGUAGAUAACUCUUUGGGUCAAAUAUUUGCCUUUGCUCCUUUGAAUGAUCCCAAAAAGAAACGUGUUAAGAUUUCGGUCAUUACCUCGAAAUUCGAUCCCACAACUAAGAGAAUUGAUGCCGAAAAUGGUUCUAUGGAUCUUACUACUGGAGUUUAUGAUCCUGCUACCGGUUUAGUAGAAUCUAAAUAUGGCAUGAUUGAUCCCAUUAAGGGCACUUUGGUGGCUGUUAAUCCCAAAACUGGUAAAAUGGAAUUGUAUCAAGGUGAUAUUGAUCCUGUAAAUGGCAAUAUACAUUUGGUGAAUGGUGUCACCGAUCCCAGAACUGGACGUUUCGACAAUAGUUUGGGUCAAAUAAUCGCUGUAACACCUUUGGAUGAUUCAGAUGUUCCCUUAGCUGGUCCCAGAAAGAAGAAUGUUAAAAUUACUAUUGUAACCUCUAAAAUUGAUCCCAAAACUAAGCGUGUGGAUGUUGAAAAUGGUUCUGUAGAUCAAACCACCGGCACUUUAGAUCCUAUUACUGGACUUGUUGAUACUAAAUUCGGUGUUAUUGAUCCUAAAAAGGGUACUCUGUUGGCUGUUAAUCCCAAGACUGGCAAAAAGGAAACCGUUCAAGGCAAUGUUGAUCCUAAAACUGGUUAUCUACAUUUAUUGCAUGGUGUUACCGAUCCUAGAACUGGUCGUUUGGACAAUUCACUGGGACAAGUUAUUGCUGUGUCACCACAAGAGGAAGCUGUCAAGCUUACCGUUGUUACUGCCCGUGUUGACCCCAAGACCAAGAGAAUUGAAGCCGACAAAGGUACUGUGGACAACUCCACGGGUAUUUUUGAUCCUGCUACCGGCUUAGUGGAUACUAAAUAUGGUUUAAUUGAUCCCAAAAAUGGUACUUUAUUGGCUUUGAAUCCUCAGACAGGCAAGAAAGAGGUUCACCAUGGUGUGGUAGAUCCCGCCACUGGCAACAUUAACUUCUUGAAUGGUGCCACUGAUCCUAAGACUGGCCGUUUUGACAAAUCCCUGGGACAAGUUAUGGCUAUUAGCACUCAGGAUGAUCCCAAGAAAAAACGUGUUAAGAUUACCAUCAUCACUUCCAAAAUGGAUCCCAAAUCUAAGAAAAUUGAUGCUGAUAAUGGCAGCUUGGAUAUCACUACUGGUAUAUUGGAUCCCGCUACCGGUCUGGUAGAUACUAAAUAUGGUUUAAUAGAUCCUAAAAAGGGUACAUUGGUGGCUUUCAAUCCCAGCACUGGUAAACAUGAAAGUGUUAAUGGCAAUGUUGAUCCCAAGACGGGACACAUACAUUUGGUAAGCGUAGUCGAUCCCAAGACUGGUCGUACUGAUGGUUCUUUGGGACAAAUCAUUACUGUUACUCCUCAAGAUGAUGAUAUUUUAGAAUUAGCUGCAGGCAAGGCAGUUUCAUCCACUGAUUCUACACCCACUAAAGAAGGUCGUUCUUCGACCGCCUCUCCUCAAUCGGUGGGCAAAUCUUCUAUUCCUCCACCCACACCCACUAGAACUGCAGCUUCCGGAGUUGGUGCUGCCGCCCCAGCUGCUGGUAAGCCCAAAAAGAAACGUGUUAAGAUCAUGGUAAUCACCUCUAGAUUUGAUCCCGCCACCAAGAGAAUUGAUACCGAAAAUGGUCAAGUUGAACAUUCCACUGGCAUUUUAGAUCCUGCUACUGGUCUUAUUGACACUAAAUAUGGUUUGAUUGAUCCUAAGAAGGGUACUCUAGUGGCCUUGAAUACCAAGACUGGCAACAAUGAAACCUAUCACGGUGAAGUUGAUCCCAAGACGGGACAUAUACAACUGGUUACUGGUGUUACUGAUCCCGCUACAGGUCGUGUAGAUGAAUCUUUGGGUCUGGUUAUGGCCAUUACUCCUCAGGAAGAUCCUGUGGUAGAAUUGACUGUGAUCAGCAGCCGCAUCGAUCCUGCCACUGGCAAAAUCGACACAGUUAAUGGCGAUGUUGAAAGAUCAUUGGGUGUUUUGAAUAUGGACUCUGGCUUGUUGGAUACCAAAUAUGGUGAAAUCAAUACCAGAACUGGUGAACUGAAAUCUAUUGAUCCCAAGAGUGGUAAAAUUGUUGUAACCAAGAAUGUCAAGGUUGAUCCAGCUACUGGACAACUUACUAUUAUGGGUGUUAUUGAUCCUAAGACAGGCAAAGUAGAUCCCAAUCAAGGACGUCUUAUUGAAGUGGGCCAACAGAUUGAUCCCAUUGUAGAGGUUACCUCAUUGGCGGGUAAAUAUGACUCUAAGAAGAACAUCAUUGAUCCUAAGACUGCUCAAGUGGAGACUUCUGGUGGUCAAUUUGAUCCCAGAGCUGGCAAGAUUGAUACCAAGUAUGGACAGAUUGAUUUAGUUAAACACACCAUUACCUUUACCGAUCCCAAGUCAGGCAAAUCUGUUACACGUGACAUCAAAAUCGAUCCUGCCACUGGACAAAUUGUACUCAAGAACCAAAUUAAUCCCAAAAACAAUAAACCAGACAAAGACUAUGCCCGCAUUAUAUCUCUGCGCAUUGUACAGCAACGUGUGGAUCCCAAGACCAAGGCACCUAUUAGUCAAGUCAGCUCGGCUAAGGAUAAGGAAAUUGUUAUCGAUCCCAAAUCCAAUCAAAUUUGGAUGCCUACCGGUGCUGUUGAUCCCGCCACCAAGGAACAACAAUACAUAUCCAGUGCUGUUGAUCCUAAGACUGGCUAUGUCAUCACCAUCUAUGGUUAUCUUAAUCCCAAGACCAACGAAAUCAAAAAACAAACCAAACUUGAUCCCAACACCACUAAGAUUGAACCUUCUUCUGGUAAGAUUUACACAGCUACUGGCGAUUUAGAUGCCGCCACUGGUGAACCACUCUAUGCUACCACACAAGUUGAUAAUGAAUCUGGUGAAGUUUACACAAAAUUGGCACGCGUUGAUCCUAAGACAGGCAAACUGAUUAUUGUCAGAAUCUUGCUUAUCUCUAAGGUCGACGAAAGAGGCCGUCCCGAAGAAGUCGAUCCACAAACAUGCGAAAUCGAUCCUGUCUCGGGCCGUGUCUUGAAAUUCUUUAAUAAAACCGUUUAUGUAUACAAUAUGAUUGAUCCCAUUACCGGUGAAAUUGUACAGGUGGACCCCAACGAUCCGCGGUUUGCUGGUGCCCGCACUACCGUUACCCAUACCAUGACGUUGACGGGAGAAAUUGAUCCCGUUACCGGACGCAUUAAGAGCGAAUAUGGUGAUAUUGAUCCCAAUACUGGUGACAUUGAUCCGGCCACCGCUAUUAAGGAUCCCGUUACUGGUAAAUUGAUUUUGAAUUAUGCCCAAAUCGAUCCAUCACACUUUGGCAAACAGGCCCAAGUUAGCACUACUACCGAAACUGUACCUAUAACUAGACAACAAUUCUUUGAUGGUGUUAAACACAUGGGCAAGAAUGCCUUAAGACGUGAUUCAGAGGCUAGUUCCGAAGAUGAUAUGACUCACGAAUACGAAACGGAAAAUGUUAAGGAAAUGGUUAUAGGCAGUCCGAAGAAGAGUACCACACAAAAUAUGAGCACAUUUGUGGGCACACCCACGGUGGUGAAAACAACAACCAAACAAGUAUUGACCAAGAAUGAUGAUGGUGUAACACAUAAUGUCGAGGAAGAAGUACGCAAUUUGGGUACCGGUGAGGUGACCUAUUCUACACAGGAACACAAGGCUGAUGCUCCAGCCGUCGAUUUGACCAGUGGUGCUUAUGUUACUGCCACCGCAGUAACAACACGUACAGCUACCACACACGAAGAUUUGGGUAAAAAAGCCAAAACCGAACAAUUGGAAGAGAAAACCGUGGCCACAACACGAACCCAUGAUCCCAAUAAACAAGAGCAACGUGUUGUGACCCAAGAAGUUAAGACCACAGCAACGGUAACCAGUGGAGAUCAGUUCCAAAGACGUGACAGUAUUUCCUCCACAAGUUCUGGAGAUUCUGGUACACCCAUCGAUGGUCCUUAUGAUGGAUCCACUGCUAUAUAUAAUACCACCUCAUAUAAGGAAUCUCCUUUGUAUCAAACAUCUGCCUCUACAUCAGCUACCACCACCGGCCCUCGUAUUGAACAAACCCGCGUUAUUUUAGGUGAAAAUUCGCCCGGCUAUACGGCCGAAGGUGAAAUUGUUUCCAGCCAAACCGUUAGCAGCAAAACACGUACAGUCGAAACCAUUACCUACAAAACCGAACGUGAUGGCAUUGUUGAAACCCGUGUGGAACAAAAGAUUACCAUACAAUCUGAUGGAGAUCCAAUUGAUCAUGAUCGGGCUUUAGCUGAGGCAAUACAGGAGGCAACAGCUAUGAAUCCAGACAUGACAGUGGAAAAGAUUGAAAUACAACAACAAACCCAAUAAAUCGUCUAAAUAAGGGAUUUGAUAAACAUUAAUUUUUUCAUAGAUUUUUUUUUGGUAAAACAAAAUAUAAAAAAAAAAUUCUAAACGAGCACAGAAUGCACAGUAAAAUUAUUUAAGUAAAAGAUAAAAAUAUUUAAAUUUAAUUAAAACAAAAUAUAUAUAUAUAGAAUAAAACACCCGAAACCACGCCCUCUAUUUCCUACUCCACACACACCACACAAUAAUUAUACACCUAAGUCCCACACACAAUAAGAAUACUUGAAUAUAUAUAUAUAAAUGAUGAAAUAUAUUAUAUGACAAUUUAUGUUUUUAUUUAAUUAAUUAUACUACUUUUUUAUUAAUUUUUUUUUAUAAUUAUAAUUAAAUUUAAGCUUAUAAAUGUUGAAAGUAAAUAAAAAAAAUCUACAAUUUUAAUGUUGUUUAUAAUACAAUUAAUAUUAAUAAUUCUCUUUUUUUAUAUGUUUAUAUUUAUAAUUUUUAUGUUAAAAAUAUUUAAAACAACAAAUACAAAACCAACCGAAUAUAUUUGCAAAACAAAAUAUUUAUAAAUAUUUAAUUAAAUAAAAGAAAUAAUUAAAGAAAAAUAUACAUUCACAAUACUAUUUACCUAAAUAAAUAAAAAAAAUAUUUAAAGUUAAUGAAAAAAGAAAAUAAAUUUAAAAAUUUUAUGUAUUUUGACAAAUCAAGCUGAAAUUAUAAAUGUAACUUCUGCAUAACAUUUUAUUUUUUAUUAUUAUUAUUAUUUUUUUAAAUGUUUAUAUUCUCUAUUUUAUUUUUUUUUUGUAUAUUACGAUUAAAAACAACAACAAAAACAAAAUAAAUAUAUAUUUAAACAAAAAACAAACAAAUUAAAUAAUACAAAUUAAUACAGUCAGGGAUAGUUAAAUAGUUACAAGUUAAUCGGUGGUGAAACGAUCUGUGGCAAUCUUUAGCAAUUAGUUAGGUUAGGUUAACCUAACCUAGUUUUCUAUAAUACUGUAUAAUUUGAAAUAUUAUUUUAUACUUAUACUUUCUGAGAGCAGACAAAUCAAUUGAUUACUUUAUAUAACACAAGUAAACUGCCCUGAAAUCAAUUGAAAUUCGAAGUUUUUAAACUCCGAUCAGUAAGUUCAAAUUUCAAUUCAAAUACUUAAGAGACCGAUUCAACAUCAAGAUAAAAACAAAGUAUUACAAUCCAUAAAUCCGUAUCCAUUCGCAUCAACAUUUGAACAUCCUGAACGUAAAAUUAGAUAAAUAAUUACUGUAAAACUUGAUUCACGAUCGAAGAUCUUUCUAGUAACGAUUUUCUUAAGAUUAGUUACUUUUAAUAUCGUAAAUAGUUCAUUUUAAUAUCGAAUUUGGACACUUAGCUGUCCUAAGUAAUAGUUCGAGUUAUACGCUGUUAAGUAUAACACAAGGGACCCCUAUAUAGGCUUCUUGAGUUGACCACCUCUAUAACAUAACCUAACAAUAGAUUUUCGAAAUUUUAGAAUAACGUUUUCUAAAAGAUAACGAAAGCGUAAUUGAUCUUAUAAGAUUUUAACAUGUAGAAAGUCGACUGAGAAUGUUAUCAAGUUUGUUGUAGUAUAUAAAUAUUUUAAGAAGUUAUUUUCCAAAAUUUCGAAGAUUUAAAAGGUUUCAAAUCUAUCAUAGAGCAAUUAGUUGAAGAUAAACAUUUCAAUUUUUUAUAUGUGUUUGCUUUUUUAGGGAAAAGCUUCCCCCAAUACAUCUAUUAUUGACUUGACUAUCUUUGGGCUCUUAAUCGCUUCAUACCCUAGAAAGAUCCAAUUAUCAAUAACUUCUAUGUGUAGGAGAAAACUUGAAUUAAAUAUAGCCUACCACUGACUUGACGAUCUCUGAGCUAUUCAAAAUCGAGUCGUACUCAACAAAAUUACUGUUAAUACUCUUUGUAAUCUAGUGGAAUGCUGCUGUCAAAACGGAGUCCUUUGGACUCUACUUGAUUGUUCGCGCGCUGUGAACUACCACGAUAACCAACCGACCUUUGAAAUCUAGAUUUUGAAGAUAUUCUAAAUAGAUUGGCGCCGACCUUCUUACCUCUUUAGAUCAUCUUAAGGAUCUAAGGAUACGUUACUUUUAAACAUGUAGUGGCCGGUGGUGGCAGCUAUACUGGUUAAAUGUUCUUCUAGGACAAGAAUUCCCAAAGUUUUUCACUUCACGGAAACUUUGGGAAAUUUCUUUAAUUUCUUCUUAUAUCUUGAAUUCCAUUAACUCUAUUACGAGCCCUAGGUAUUGAAAUUGCGCUACUCCUAAUGAAUUUGACACAAACUAGAUAUGUAAGUGACAUUUUUAGUUUCGCGCGAUUAAAGAUCAUGUUUUUGAAUUACAAUUUUUGUGUUUGAAGUGACGCCAUUAAAAUUUGUGGCAUUCUACGUAUCGGGAAUGGAAUAGACGAUGCGAGUUGUUCACAUUGAAUAUCACUUAUGGAAUUAGCAAAGGUUUAGAAGUUAUCCUUAUGGAAUUAGCGAAGGUUUCGAAGUUAAUCAUAAGUGUUGAAAAAUCUCAUCCCCUUAAAGCCUCUCUUCGAAACGAGUCGUAUUCUGGUCAUUUUAAAAGUUCACCUAGUUGUAAAACCCAAAAUAUAUAAGACCUAUUGAUCAGUGAUCACUAACACGUUUCAAUACUAUCAUCCACUAUUUAUUUACUUCAAGAGAGGGCGAGAGAGAGAGGAUUACUUACAUUAUUCUAUCAGUUUUUAAGGACAUCAUACUGAUAUACAAGAUCUUAUCGUAAUUCUAAGGUCAUUUAUCGAAGGCAGCUAUAUUCAUAUUCUUUUGAACGUUCACUUCCUUGUAAAACCUCAAAAUAGAUAAGUCUUAUGGAUCACUGUUCCACUAAUAUACUAACUUUACCACUAAGAGGCUUCAAAUAAAUCAUACGUGUGGACGAAUGAAGGUAUUCUUAAACCAUUAAGUCUGAUCAUUCAUAGAAAGCUUUACAGUGUCUCAAAUUAUCGACUCUCUAGGAUCUUACAGGGAGUUAGAGACUUUAAUCUAACAGUUUUUAAGGGAAUCAUUGUGAUAUUUCGGGCAGAGUUUGCAAAAUUUUCCUUUCUUAAGAGUAUAAUGGUAAACCAAUGACCUAUUUGGUACAAUCUUAAAAGCAUUUCCUGAUUGAAAUACUAAUCUAACACUAAAUUCCAAGGAUUAAAAGUUUAAAGGUCUUUAAAGCUUAAUUUCAAUAGACGUUUAUAGUAUUUUUUAAUGGAUUAUGGGCUAGUCUUAUGACGUUGCUAUGGUCUAGUAUAUUAAUUAGUCUAUGAAUUUGACUUUGGGCUAUACUAUGGACUAGUCCAUUAUGUAUUCUAUAGACUAGACUUUUGUGUAGUCGGUACAAUAAUCUAUUGUCUAGAGACUAGUUUUUGAAUUAGUCUUUGAGCUACUAUAUGGACUAGUCUAUUAUCCAGCCUAUAGCAUAGUAUAUUAUCUAGCCUAUAGCCUAGUCUAUUGUCUGUUCUAUAGACUAGUCUCUUAUCUAGUCUAUAGACUAAUCGAAUGUCUAGGCUUUAUACUAAUCUUUUCUCUAGUCUACUAGAAUAGUUUUUUCCCUAGUCUAUAGACUAGUCUUCCCUCAAGUCUUGAAAAUUCUUUUAAUUUAGGGUAUUAUCGUGAUUAUUGAGUAGUAACUAGAGACCUGCAUCAGAUUGCGCAUUUCAAUAUUGAAUAUUUUUUAAGUGCUCUGGGAUCUUGCAAGACCUUUAAAAUGUCGAUAAAUUAAUUGUUUCACUCAUUCGGUAAGAUUUCCCAACAAACGUAAGCAGUUACACAGUGCCCCUAAUGUUAGGUGGUUCAUCGAAACAAUAUUUGAUUAUCUGGAACUUUAUAGUGAAAGAGAGAGGGAGAUCAGGACUUAUUUUACUUCUCAUUGUAACAUCAUUUAAGGGAGUAUGAUGAUAUUUAGGAUUUUAUCUUUCUGAUGAUGGAACAAGUAGUAGCCUCUAUCAGAAUUGUUGUCACCAUGUUUAGGGCAAAAACCUUCGAUUCUCUGCAACUAUGGAGAGAAAAAGGGAGAGAAAGGAAGAGAGAGAAAUAUGUCUUAUUUGUAUUCAUCCGCUCCUCUACUAACAGCUUCUAAUGUCACUAACGAUGUUAUCUUAUCCAUUUAGCAAGUAAUGGAUAUCUGACAAUAUCCAAAGAAUCAUUUCUGAGUUGAAGAACUCAUUAUCUUUUAAGGCCGAUCAGGCCUAUAACUAUUGUUUAGCAUGGCUUUUCGUUCGCUUUAGAGUAAUGCCUUACUUUGUGUAACUGUUUGAAGUUUGUAUUCGUACUUGUAAUCGGUUUACCUUGUUUUACUGGUGGAGAUCAUAAACAAAUCUAACAUUAUAAUGAGGUGGAGUCCAAAUACUACUUUUGGAGACAUACUCCGUUUAGGAUUACAAUUUCGUAUAAAAAAGUAUAGGUCUAUUGGUUGAGUCUCUCGGAACCAAUGUAGUAUAACCUGUUUCAGUGUCAAAAGCUCUAAUAAACUUAAGAGUCGCAAAAAACGUUCUAAAGAAGAGUUGUACUAGAAGAAUAGAUCUUAUUGCUGGCAGGUCACAUCAUAAAAAGAAAAAUAGACUAUUUUAGAGUCAUGAAAAUGGAAGUUAGAUCUUAAUCCGUUUCAUUAGUUUAAAGAAACUUUUCCAGCCAUUAUACCUUCUGUUAAUGUUACAAAACGUUUAAGUGAUUACGAGUAAGAGCUGGAUCAUUACAUCGGGUGAGGACUUCAGAUUCAGGUGCUUCAAGAUAUAUGUAAUUCUCCGAUUGAUCUGGUUUACAUUAUGUUACUUACCAUCACUUAAACUAGGGCGGCAGUGUUUUAGAAAGUACUAUGCUAGCUAGAUGUGAUAUUGGAUCAAUUUUUAUAGGUUAUGACUCAAAGUUUUUUAAAAAUAUGCAAAAUAAUCAAAAUAUUAAGAAAAUCAAAACAAUAACUAUUUAACUAUCCCUGGCUGUAGAACAAAUGUGUUUUAUCUAAAAUUCUUCAAAAUAAUUCAAAAAGAAAGGGAGGACUCAGGUUUUACAACAAAUUUAAAGAAAAAUAAUUAUAAAAAACAACUAUUUUAAGUAGUUAAAUAGUUACAAACGUAAAAAAAGUUUACAUUUAAACAUUUAUAACAAAUUAUUAAAAAAAAAAAAUAAAAAUUAAA